Ictidomys tridecemlineatus (thirteen-lined ground squirrel) is the source of this 10626-nucleotide messenger RNA. RefSeq names its product artemin (gene Artn). The record is from RefSeq and is a predicted model, not a curated record. Gene Ontology annotation, molecular function: growth factor activity; receptor tyrosine kinase binding; glial cell-derived neurotrophic factor receptor binding. NCBI's taxonomy places the organism in Eukaryota, Metazoa, Chordata, Mammalia, Rodentia, Sciuridae.
AGCCCACAGAGCAUCAGAUCCCUUCACUUCUCAUGUCCUGUGCAGGACCCAGGUGGCUAUCUAGGAACCUCUGGGGUCUUACCAUAUGAGAGAAAGACCAGUGGUAGCCCCUGGCCUGGAGAGGCCCACAGACCAUCGCUUGACACCCUGGCUUGGCUCUUUCUUGGCUCUGGAAAGAAUAUGUCUUGACCCCAAAGUUAGCACACAGGCAUGAUCUCCAUCCAGCCCCCCCUUCUCACACAGAACAGGGGACACACAGCCCAGUUCUAAACAUCCCUUGGGGAACUUCAGAAAGAACACCCUCCACCUAGAAUAUAGAGCCCUCAAAUCGGAUCCAUCUCUCCCCAGCAGGCCUGGGAAGGACAAACAUACCCACCCUUGAGGCCAUGUGGAAGGAGCUUCCUGCACACCUCCUACCUACUCCAAGAGUCCAGGGAGCCCCAGGCCCUCCCACUGUGACCCCCUGAGGACAGAGUCUUGGCCACCCCAAGGAAUAUGACUUCCCACAUGCCCUCCUUACUGCAGAAGUCUGUUCCCAGACAUAGCCCUCCUCAACUGAGGGGAAGCGAGGCCCUGACUGAGGGACAGUCAAACCCAGAAAUGCCCUUCAUACUCUGCUGAAAACAGGGCCUCUGUGAUGCCCAACUCCAAUGCACAGUUCCAGCUUGGAUGGCACCCACUCAAGAGUUGUACAGGGACUAAGCUGCUUGCCCCAAAGUAGUGGUCCUGGCUGAAAAAGCCCCAGAAAAGCUGCCCCUGGCCAACAAGUUAUGGGAGGCAACAGGUCAAACUGCUCACCACUUGGCCUCCUUUCUACAGCUUCAUGGGAAUGGCUGUCCUCCCCAGCCACUUCCAACAGCUCCCAGCAGCAGACUUUCUCAGCAGUCUGUUGUCCCCAGCACCACACAAGACUCCCUCACAAAAGCUGUGGUUCUGAGCCCUGGAUAUGCAUCAAAUCACCUGUGCAGAUCUGGAAAACUGCCCACCCUGAGACCUGGUGACUGAUUCAGAUCAGGGUGGGGCCCGGAUGUGGUAGUUCUUAAAGAUCGCCAGUGAUUCUGAUGCAUAACUGGAUGCAGCUGGUUCAUACACGCUCCCUGAGCACUCAUCUGCACCCACAGCUUCCAGUUGUAUGUCAGUUGGUCAACAAUUUUCAUGUUGUCCUUGCCAACCAAGCUCCCCUCACUUUGCUCUAGGCAACAAAUUCUGCUGCUUUCUGAACAUUUACACUAGGAAACAUCCACCGGCCUUUCCAACUCAACAUGUUCAACAGUGAACUCAUGAGCUCCUGCCCCUAACCAGCCCAUCUCCCAGGGAGCCUCAUUUCCCACAGUGUAUGCUCUCCACUAAGUCACCCAGACCAAAGCUAAAGGCACACCUCUGUCCUUCCUAACUGGUCACCCCAUCCAAUCAAGUACCGACUGAAUUUUCAUGGGGGUGUGUGGAGGAUUGUGACCAGGCAGCCCUAGAAUCCCUGCUCAGGCCUCAUCCUCUGCCCAGCAGUCUCCUGACGAUCUCACCUCUCCUCCGCCUUCCCUGACUCCAAACUAUCUACCACAACACAACUCUAGAGACAUGCAUCAAAAUGCAUCUCUGACCACACCAUUCUGCUCAGAACCCUUUGAUGGUCUCCAGCGUCUUGGAGCUAAAAGGCCAGAUUCCUUAAUAUUACCUUUCCAGCCAUGUUACUUAACGGGAAUCCCCAGCCCACCUACCAAACUGCCAUAAUUAGGCAUCUGAAAUGCCACCCUCCAGCUCCUACUUCAAGCUCCAGCCCACAUGUUCCUCUUCUGUGACCUUCCCCUUAAGCCCUCCUUCCCACUUCCACUGUCUGACAAGUGACUUCGAUAUUCCCCUAAGCCCCAAGUAAUUCAGGAGGUGAGCGGUGGGUGUAGUCAACUCAGACCUUGGAAGUUCAGCGCGGAGCCUUGUCAUCUGAGGCUGUCGACCCGUCCAUUAAGAGAGAAACUAUCUGAGGGUCCCAGGCGCGGCAGGACAACCUGCUGGGACCCCCACGUCUACACACUCAAAGGCCGAGGCCAAGGCAGGGACCAGCCUGUCCCUCCCUCCCCGCCCCUGCUGGCUCUCUCCCGCCUUCGGCCAAUCCUCCCAGCUCCCUACUUCGCGAGUCUACAAACUCCGAACUCGCAGUUUCCGCGCCUCCCCGGUGCCCGCGUUCUCUAUUCUGAAUCCGAGGGUCCUCUCCCAGCGUCUACCCCCCAUCUCGGGGGACCCAGGGGAGCCAGUGGGGACCGGAUCCGGCGGGUGGAGCGGCCAGGUGAGCCCUGAAAGGUGGGGCGGGGCGGGGGCGCUCUGGGCCCCACCCCGGGAUCCGGUGACGCUGGGGCUGGAAUUUGACACCGGACGGCGGCGGGCAGGAGGCUGCUGAGGGAUGGAGUUGGGCUCGGCCCCCAGACACGGCCCGCGGGCUCCGCCAGCAGCAAGUCCCUCGGGUCCCAGCCCUGGCUGUGACUGGGGUUGGGAACCCGGCACCCGAGGUAAGCCAAACCGCUUGCCCAUAUCCUGGUCCCAGUCCUGGAUGGACGCUCCAGGGGCUGGGGGCAGGGGCAAGGCAGCCUUCACUUUUCUGGCAUCCUCCCUCUCCUGGGCCCUCGGAGCAGCUCUCUGCUUCUCCCAGCCCCUCCAGUCCCUCUUGUCCCUUGUUAGACUGCGCUAGUCCUGCUGUAAUGUGAGGCUCCCGCUGCCGCUACAGGGCACAGACUGGCUGCCAAGGCCGCACUUUUGGCUAAAAGAAGUGCUGCCAGGUGCACAGCUCUGGGUAUGAGCCAUUUGAGCUGCGGGGGCAAGUCCAGCACUGGACCCAAGAAAGGUGCCUAGAAGAAAACGGUGCAGGACCCCCACCCAUGGUGAGUAGUGGGAUGAUGGAAUCGGGUGGCAAGGGCUCAGGAUCAAGUGACCCAGGAGAGAGAGAGGGGACUUGAGCUGCCAUCAAGCAAGGGUCCUGCUCCUGGGCUCCCCCUAGUGCAGAGGCCCCUAAGCUUUUUGCUCCAUGGUGAUAACAGUGGCCUGGUCUUGAGGACUCUGAAUUCAGUUAGCCGAUAAGCCAACGCCUGGCCCUGUAGGAAUGCCUGAGGAGAUCUGUUCCACAGAUGUGUAGGCAUUCUGAGUCCUAGGGGGAGGUAAGUGACAACCCGAUCCAAGAGGAGGCUGGCUAAUGAGGGCCCAUGAAAGUUCUGGGUUCCCAGAGAGGCAUUUGAGAGUGCUAGUCAGUGGGGGCUUAGGAAGACUAGCUGGGACCAGGAAGGAUGAUGGCUCAUGGGGGAAACUUCUAGGAGCAAGGCCAGGCUACCAGAUCCACAAGAGGAGACAGACAUGGGCAAGCUCUCAGGGUGGCUCAGGUCUGAGAUCAGGCUGCUAUGAAGGCCAGCCUAGCCUGGUCCUCCUGGGAGUGACUCAGACCCAAGUGCAGAAAGAAUAUAGAAAAGCCCACCUCCCCUUCAAGUCUGCAGACUUGGCAGACUCUGCCCCCUGGUGGCCAUAGGAAGCCAUGGCCCAAGCCCUGUGUUUUCAGAGGGCCCAUCAGCCUCCACCUUCUGCUGGUAAGGGACAUCUGUGGACAGAAAAAGAAAACGCAUGUCUCUGGGUCCAGAACACAUAUUACAGAGGAACAAGGUUCAGUGGUGCUGGUCCUGGUGGGCAGCACAGGCCUCACUGGGCCUCACUGUCAUCAUAUAACUCUUGAGUGACCAGCAGCCACUCUAAUUCUUCUCCAGGUCUCAGAUUCCUCCCCUGUGGCAUGGGUGAAAGCUGUCUGUGGGACCAGGGAUGGCCAGCUACUGCUAUCUUCUCCAGUCAGUCUUGGCAGCUCCAGCCCCACAACACAGAACAGGAAAGUUGGGAAAACAGGACCCCUCUCCCCACGGUUGUCUGGGUCUACCCUUAUGACCUUAGGUAAUCUCUGAGUUUCUCUGAGCCUUGUUUGCUCAUCUGGAAAAAGGGAAUUAAAUCAUUUAUUUACUUCAUGGAGUUGUGAAAGAGGAAAUAGUUGCAAAGCACCUAACACAUAGUAAGGUUCUCAAUGCAGCUACUUUUCCUGGAUUGAGUCCAGCUACCCAAGUCCCCUGUAGCUUGGAGAAACUCAGGUGGAAAGAUGACCUCCUUAAAAGAUAACUCAUCUCUCAAUAUGCAAGCUGCCUCACAAAAAGGGUGGGGGAACAGGUCAUCAAAGGCUGAUGGGAGCUCCUGGUGUUGAUAGAGAUGGAACUUGGACUUGGAGGCCCUACCGCACUGCCCCACUGCUCCUGGCCUAAGUGGCAGCCCGCCCUGUGGCCGACCUUGACCGCUCUGGUCCUGCUGAGUAGCGUCACGGAGGCCUCCCUGGACCCCAAGCCCCACAGUUCGACCACCCGCGAAGACCCCGCGCCAGUCCUGGCGCCGCCCACCCGCCACCUCCCGGGGCAACUCACGGCCCGUUUGUGCGGCGGAAGAGCCCGGCGGACACAGCCACAGCCUCCCCAACCGGUACCCCCGCCGCCCGCGCCCCCACCCCCGCCCGUGUCCCCGCCUACUGCGCCCCGUGGUGUCCGCGCGCCGCGUGCUGGGAUCCGGGGCAGCCGCACGGGGGCCACGGGCACGCGGAGCUGCCGCCUGCGUUCGCAGCUGGUGCCGGUUCAUGCUCUCGGUUUGGGCCACAGAUCCGAUGAACUGGUGCGUUUCCGUUUCUGCAGCGGCUCCUGUCGCCGCGCUCGCACCCCGCAUGACCUUAGCCUGGCCAGCCUGCUGGACACUGGGGCCCUGAAGCCGCCCCCCGGCUCCCGGCCAGUCAGCCAGCCCUGCUGCCGGCCUACUCGCUAUGAGGCAGUCUCUUUCAUGGACGUCAACAGCACCUGGAGGACCGUGGACCACCUCUCAGCCACUGCCUGUGGCUGCCUAGGCUGAGGGAUCUCUCCAAGGCUUUGCACAUCCUUACUCCUGCAUCUUGAUGCCUCAGACCUCCCUGCUGGGCCCCAUUAGCCAGGGCCUCAGCCAGAGAUGGAGACCUCAGAACUGAGUUGCCAAGCCCCAUCAGAGAUAACAAACAUUGGCUCUGGAGAAAUGGAGGGACUAUUCACCAGCAGCCUCAAGGGGUUUAUAUGGACACCAGAGACUUCAGCCAUGGAAACAUUAGGAACCACUUCUCACACACUGGCACUGGCCAGGCAGAAGUCUUGGGACCUCCUCCUCUAGAGACUCCAGAAAUGGCCCAGGUGGGGCAGAAUUUGGAGGAGUCACAUUGCAGUUGCAUGACUGAAUGCACCUGUGUUGGAGUUGGCCUUGAACUCACUCCUGGGCACUGAACCCCUAUUUAUUAUUUCUAACUUAUUUAUUUACUCUGGUAAUUUGUCAGAUCCUUUCCUGGGAAAUGGGGGGAUUAGUAGAAGAGGUAAGAUGGAAGUGUGUCCUGACCUUCCCACUCACACACUUCACUCAGCAAUCACGGGCUUGGCCAACUGCUUGCCUCCGCCCAGCAGCUCUGAGGUAGAAGACAUGGAGCCCUGGGCAGAGUGGGUGGCCAAGGUGCAUUCACAGGCCAGCUCACACCCCCUCCACAGUCUUUAGCAUUUGGAGCCUGGGUUACCUGUAGGAAAAGAAGCUACAGAGCCUUUUAAGGAGAAAGCCCCGUCCCGUACUGAUGGUACUCUUGAGGUCCUAGCUUAGUGGGUAAAGACAGAAAACCAUACAUUGCCCUGGCCCAGUGUCACUAAUCAGUAUCUACCGUCCAGGAAACGAUCUUGAAGGUACCCUGACAGGUGCAUAAUCUACCUCUCCUUGCAGAAGGUCCAGUCUGGGGAGCUCACUGCCUUCAUUCCAUGAAACAGUCCAAGGCAAGAAAAUAUAUGAAAAAAAAAUGUUGAAGGUGGGAAGACGGUGCACUGGGGUGCUGCUUUGGGAGAAUGAAGCACAGAACUUCACAAACAUGAAUGUAGGAAAGACCUGAGGAGCCUCAGAGGGACCUGCAUUUUGUUUGUUGAAUGAGGGGUAUUCAUUUAUUCAGCCAACAAAUAUUUACUAAGCACCAAUUAUAUGUCAGCUUCUGAGUAGACACUAAGGAUAGACAGACAAUAAAUACUCAAUAACAUACAUACUUAUUUAAAUUCAAUUUGGCAACUGACAUAAAAAAAGAACAGGAAACUAAGAGGUAUACACGUUUAUCUGGAAGGAACAUUAGUGCUGUCCCUGGCCUCACAUUGUCCUUAAAUCAUCUCCAAAAGAUCAAUGUAAUUCCCUUUCUGCAUGUCCUUUAAAACUGAUUCCUAAGUCCUAGGUAUUUAUUUGGGGGUGACCUAUAUGAUUUGCCUUCUUUGGAAAUAAGACAGGGAUAUGGAGUUGGAAAGGAUGAUACAUCUAAGGGACUAUGGGACAUCCAGAGGAGUUGUCAGGAAGCAGGGGGGAUAUGCUUGUUGAUCUAGACCUGAGGAUGGAGGUCUGAAUUGGUAGGUUUGAGAACCAUCAGUGCAGAGGUGGUGACCAGGGGUCCAUGAGAGCACCUUAUGAGUGAGACAGGGUUGGGGUGGGAUCCCAGGCAUUUAACACUUGACAAAUUUCUUCCCAUGUGCCUGCCUGCUUUGGCAAGAAGCUACUUCUCCCAAGCUAGUGAGGAGCCACAAGAGCUCUGAAAGCAGGGCCUAUUCUGGGUCAAGGAGGUAAACUGUGCCUGUCUCUCCUUCUGCCCCAGUUAUAUGCACCAAAACUUUGGUGCUUUUUUGCUCUCAAAUAUCCAUUUGGUCCCUAUCUCUGCCUUUAAACUGAUUUAGGAUCCUCAGUUUCCACAAACACACCCCACAGAAAAUAUAUCCGUAUCAUACAGUAUUUAGAAGGCUGGGUGGGAAUAUUGAGAAUAUCCUGUCAAUUCCAUGGCUCUGCUAUCUCCAUUUUUUAUUUUGAUCUCUGUUUUACAUUUGCAAAAAUACAUUGCCCGAUGAUUGAUUUUCCCAAAAUUAGGGCAUGGUCUCCAAAAAAGGAAUAUCAAGUUAUCACCUCUUGCAAGACAACAAAUAAUAGGCAGCUUUGAAAUGACAGUUUUUUCCAGCUCAGAGAAUACCUCAAACUCCUGUCUAUGUGCAUUUCAUCCAGAAUACAUAGUUCCAGGUUCUACUUACUCCCGCUGUCUGCAGUUGCCUGGUCUGGAAGAUGCCCUUACCAAUGACUUUCCUAUCCAGGGAUUGCCAUUUUAUUCCUGGCUAAAGAUCCCUGUGAUGCAGUGUGUGUGGACUAGCUGACUGAAGUCUCAUCUUGAUAAGGAGAAGUUAGAGAGAAAGUUGAGUGAUCAGAAAAGAUUUAGGAGAAUCUGUGUGGGUCUCAACCUAUUUUUGGAGUUGUGAAGUCCUUUGAAAAUCUGAUGAAACUUAUGACCUUCUUCCCACCAAAAUGCUAGAAAUGUCACUGAUAACGUAAAACAGGUAAACAAUUUUAGGGGAGUUGCACAGACUGUGUGUGUGUGUGUGUGUGUGUGUGUGUGUGUGUGUACUGGGGAUUGAACCCAGGGUUGCUUUACCACUGAGCUGCAUCCCCAGUCCUUUUUUUAUUUCCUAUUUUGAUAUGUGGUCUCAUUAAAUUGCUUAGGGCUUUGCUAAGUUGCUGAGGCUGGCCUCAAACUUGUGAACCCCAUGCCUCAGCUUCCCAAGUCUCUGGGAUUAAAAGAAUGCUCCACCUUGCCUGGAGUCCACAUACUUUCCAAAUCUCAUUUAGCUGUCCAUUUGGAGUGCAUGGUCCCCAUGUUGUGGCGGCAUGCCCUGUUUUAUACUAUGUUGAAUAUCCUCUUGUAGCUGGAUUCCUCCAAGUGUAUUCAGCUCCAAUAUCAGGGCUCUCUGACUCAACUAUUUACAAUGCCCCCUACGCUUCAACCAUUUUCUAUCUCAUCUCUCCUUUCCUUCUGUUUAUACUGGCUCAAAUAUACCUCAUUAUUUUAAAGAUGAUGCUGUGACAUCUACAUAGGUAGGUAGACAUAUCUGCUGCCACCUCUCCUUUACUAAAAGAGCUUUUGCUGAAGUACCAGGGACCCUGUCCUUCUAAACCCAGUAGCCACUUCUCAGCCUUUAGUACUUUGAACACUCAGGAGCACUCAAUUUUGUCAACCCUCCUUAAAAAACUGAUUUCCCCUGUGUCUGCAUCUGUCUUUCUCUCUGUCUCUUUUUCCUGAGUACUGGGGGAUUGAACUCAGGGGCACUCUACCACUGAGCUAUAUAUCCAUAUACAUAGCCCUUUUUAUUUUCAGAAAUGGUCUUCCUAAAUCUCUCAGGUUGGCCUUAUAGAUUUUGAUCCUUCUGCCUUCACCUUCUGAGUCACUGGGAUUACAGGCAUGUGCCACCACAUCUAACUCCUUGACUCUCUUGAUCUUAUACUCAUCUGGUUUCCUUCUAUUCUUUCAGUUGCUCAUUCUGACUACUUUUGGGUUCUUCCUCUCUCUGCCUCUUAGAUGUUUCUCAGGGCUCUGAAAUUGACUCUCUCCUCUUCCCACUCUUCUCUCUCUCUCUUUGGGCAACAUUAUCUGUUUCCAUGGUUUCAGUUACCACCUAUCCAUGCUAACCAUGCUCACACUUUAUCUCCAUCCUAGACCUUUCUCCUGAGCCCCAAGUCUGUAAUUUCAAUGUCUACCUGCAUAGCUUUGGAAACCUCAAGCUUCAUACAUCUGUCUUGAUAUCUUCUGUUUUCUCCUUUACAUCUACCCUCCACUCUUCUCUACCCUGUUCUGCACCUCACAUCAAUGAGCUUCCCUGCUUUCCAGCUUCCACACCACCUCUAGUAUUCUCCCCUUGGCGAAUAUACCAAAUUCCAUCCAAUGACACAAGACAGAAACUUAAGCGACAUGUUAGACUUCUAGAGCUCUGUCGCAUCCCUCAACCACCGAUCACCCUAGAUCUUGCAGGUGUUUUCCCUUUUCUCUACCCCCAAUACCAUUCUAUUGAAGCUUUCAUAAUUUUUCAGAUGGUUUAUUGCAUAACUCUCUCCAAUUAAUAUCAAUCCUGCAGCCAGAAAUGUCUCCAAUCUCUUAACUUUAAUUGAGCACUGUCACAUAUUAGGCUAUCUGUGAGGAUUCAGAGAUCAGUAGAAACAUGUUCUACCAUCAAGGAAGCCAUAGUUGGAAAUAGAUGUCGGGGUAAUGUUGCCAGAUUUAGCAAACAAAAAUACAGGACAUCUGGUUAAAUUUGAAUUAUACGUAAAUGAUAAAUACUUUUCUUUUAAAAUGUCUCAUGUAAUGACUGGGAUAUAUUUAUACAAAAAUUUGUUGUGUAUCUGAAAUUUGAAUUUAACUGAGGGUCCUGAUUUUUUUCUGGCAAUGCUGAGGGGAAGUAGAUAAAUAAAUAGAAAAGAAAUCAACCAUUGAAAGUUCCUCCAGUAGAAGUAUGACUGGGGUUCAAGUAUGCAUGCCAAUGAGGGGGGAAAGUCUACAUUCAACAAAGGAAGAGAAAUUGGUUCUACCUGGACAGAAAGGGAAAAGGGACUGGGAAAGUCUUCAUGGAGGAAGUAAUAUUUGAACUGAAUCUUAAAAAUGAAUAUUUGAUCCUUCAAAGGUGAACGAGGCACUGGGCCUGUACAGGUUAUUGGUUGUUGCUUUUAUUGCCUCUUAGCUCUAGAUUCAUCAUGUCCUGUUUGUUCGGCAUAGUAUGGAUCUUGGUCUUAGACAGGAGUGGAGGAAUGAGGGCCUCUUCCUUGGGUUCUAUCUCAGCCCCAAGACUCUGCUACUCUUAUAUUCCUUAGAGUUCUCUUACUUCUUUUGCUAAUCAACACCUUAUUACUUCAAUCUCCUAUUAUGAUUCAAAGUCAUUAUAUUAAGCUUUCCCUAUGUGCUUACUGCAUGGUUUCCCUCUCCUGAUUGGACCCAGACUGUCAGACAUUUAUUCAUUCAAUGGUACUGAGGAUUGAACCCAGGAAUUCAUGCAUUGCAGAGCUUUCUUGACUGAGGCAAUAGUAUAAACAAAGGCAAGGAAAUGUGAAACAGGCUGGCAUAUUCUCAGGAUUGUCAGAAAGUGCAUGUAGAAUUGGAGGAGGGUGCUCAUCAAGACAAAGGGCUGGAGAGAUAAUAAAGGACCUUGAAUGUUAUGCCAAGGAGCUUGGAUGUGGUCCUCAGGGAGCUAUCAAACAGUUUUAUAUGGGGUCAGUUGAAGUGUGUUUCAGCAGAUCACGACUCCUGUAAAGCAUGGACAGGGAGGAACAAAGCAGGGUCCAGCUAAAACUGUGGCAGUGGAGUUAGGGCAGAAGCAGUAAGAACAGAAGAGAAAUGAGGCACAAUAAUCAGGACUUGGUUAUAAACUGGUUGUGAGGGCUGAUGAAAGAGAUGACUUCCAGGUAUCUGUUUUGGAUGACUGGUUAGGAACACAGGGGAUAUUCCUUUUAGCAUGUGAGGUAUGGGAGAGAUCUUGAGUUUAGUUCUGUAUAGGUUCAACUUAGAGUGUCUGUGACCUUUAGGAGACAAAGAGGUUAGAGGCAGCUGGAUGUGUGGUUCCAUAAUUUAGGACAAUUGGGCCAGAGAGAUCUGGGAGUUACAGCUUAAAGCCAAGGGAGUGAGAAAAAAGGAAGGAUAAGAGAAGGAGAGCUGGGCAGGGUGGGGAUGCCUGUAAUCCCAGUGGCUGAGGCAGGAGGAUCACGGGUACAAAGCCAGCCUUAGCAACUUAGCAAGGCCAUAAU